This is a messenger RNA of Betta splendens (Siamese fighting fish), 4877 nucleotides long. RefSeq names its product aconitate hydratase, mitochondrial-like. NCBI's taxonomy places the organism in Eukaryota, Metazoa, Chordata, Actinopteri, Anabantiformes, Osphronemidae. The record is from RefSeq and is a predicted model, not a curated record. Gene Ontology annotation, molecular function: aconitate hydratase activity; 4 iron, 4 sulfur cluster binding. Gene Ontology annotation, biological process: tricarboxylic acid cycle. Gene Ontology annotation, cellular component: mitochondrion; cytosol.
UCCAUUUCAAUAAUAAUAAUAUUUGGAUGUACUUAAUUUUCAUUUAUUUUUCUUUGAUGCUCUUUAAUCUAGUGACGUCACAUCAGGGCGACACUCAUCUUUGUCAGUGAACAAAAUGGCGUCUUACUGUUUGACUGUCACAAGACUGCGGCUGGCCCUUGGAACCGGAGCGCGGCGAUUUCAUGUCAGUGCAGUCUUCAGUGCCAAGGCCAAGGUGGCCAUGAGCCGCUUUGAGCCCAGCUCCAGCGUCAACUACGAGAAGCUGCACGACAACAUCAGCGUUGUACGUAGGAGGCUCAACAGACCUCUCACUCUUUCAGAGAAGAUCGUCUACGGCCACCUGGAUGACCCAGCAGGGCAGGAGAUCGACCGCGGCCGCACCUACCUGCGCCUCAGACCAGACCGCGUGGCCAUGCAGGACGCCACAGCGCAGAUGGCCAUGCUCCAGUUCAUCAGCAGCGGUCUGCCCAGAGUGGCGGUUCCCUCCACCAUCCACUGCGAUCACCUGAUUGAAGCUCAGAUCGGAGGGGCUCAGGACCUGCAGAGGGCAAAGGAGGUCAACCAUGAAGUUUACAACUUUCUUGCAACUGCUGCAGCGAAAUAUGGAGUGGGCUUCUGGAAACCAGGCUCAGGGAUCAUCCAUCAGAUCAUCCUGGAGAACUACGCUUAUCCGGGUGUGAUGCUGAUUGGUACAGACUCCCACACUCCUAAUGGUGGCGGCCUGGGGAGCAUCUGUAUUGGAGUGGGUGGAGCAGAUGCUGUGGAUGUCAUGGCUGGAAUCCCGUGGGAACUCAAGUGUCCCAAAGUGAUUGGGGUGAGGCUGACUGGAACCCUGUCUGGCUGGACCUCUCCCAAAGAUGUCAUCCUGAAGGUGGCUGGCAUCCUGACUGUGAAGGGUGGCACUGGAGCCAUCGUGGAGUAUUUUGGGCCCGGAGUUGAUUCCAUCUCAUGCACUGGAAUGGCCACUAUCUGUAACAUGGGUGCUGAGAUCGGAGCCACCACUUCUGUUUUUCCCUACAACCACCGCAUGAGGACAUACCUGGAGAAAACCGGCCGUGGAGAGAUCGCUUCUGUGGCUGAUCAGUUCAAAGACGACUUGGUCCCAGAUAAGGACUGUGAAUAUGACCAGACCAUAGACAUCAACCUGAGUGAGCUGAAGCCCCACAUCAACGGCCCGUUCACCCCCGACCUGGCCCACCCUGUGUCUGAGAUUGGAGCAGUAGCCAAGAAGAACGGUUGGCCCCUGGAGGUUAAAGUUGGUCUGAUCGGCAGCUGCACCAACUCCAGCUACGAGGACAUGGGCAGAGCCGCCUCUCUGGCCAAGCAGGCGCUGGAUAAAGGUCUGAAGUGUAAGGCCCAGUUCACUGUCACUCCUGGCUCUGAGCAGAUUCGCGCCACUAUUCAGCGAGAUGGAUAUGCCAAGGUUCUGAGUGAUGUUGGUGGAGUGGUACUCGCCAACGCUUGUGGACCCUGCAUUGGACAGUGGGACAGGAAGGACGUGAAGAAGGGAGAGAAGAAUACAAUCGUCACAUCCUUCAACAGGAACUUCACUGCUAGGAAUGACGCCAACCCAGCCACUCACGCCUUUGUCACCUCCCCUGAGAUCGUUACUGCUCUGGCUCUCGCCGGGACGCUCAACUUUAACCCUGAGACGGACUACCUGACUGCUCCUAGUGGAGAGAAGUUCAAACUGAAACCCCCCACCGGGGAUGAGCUCCCCUCCAGGGACUUUGACCCAGGCCAGGACACCUACCAGCACCCCCCGGCCGACGGCAGCUCCGUUCAGGUGGAUGUGAAUCCGUCCAGCAACCGUCUUCAGCUGCUGGAGCCCUUUGAUAAGUGGCACGGGAAAGACCUGGAGGACAUGAGGAUCCUCAUCAAGGUGAAGGGGAAGUGCACCACCGACCACAUCAGUGCUGCUGGACCCUGGCUGAAGUUCCGUGGCCACCUAGACAACAUCUCCAAUAACUUGCUGAUCGGUGCGGUCAACAUUGAGAACGACGCUGUGAACAAAGUGAAGAACCAGCUGACGGCCGAGUACGGAGGAGUCCCUGAUGUGGCCCGACACUACAAGGCCAGUGGAGAGAACUGGGUGGUGGUUGGAGAUGAGAACUACGGAGAAGGGUCCAGCAGAGAGCACGCCGCUCUGGAGCCGCGUCACCUGGGCGGACGAGCCAUCAUCGUUAAGAGCUUCGCCAGAAUCCACGAGACCAACCUGAAGAAGCAGGGCCUGCUGCCUCUGACAUUCUCUGACCCUCAGGACUACGACAGAAUUCGCCCCGAUGAUAAGAUUUCAAUCACCGGGCUGAAAUCCUUCGCUCCUGGCAAGCCCCUGACGGCAGUAAUCAAACACAGUGACGGCAGCCAGGACUCCAUCUCUCUGAACCACACCUUCAACGAGACGCAGAUCGAGUGGUUCAGGGCCGGAUCCGCCCUCAACCGGAUGAAGGAGCUGCAGUGAACGGCGGUUCUGUGGGGGCAGAACGCUGGGAUGAAGAAGGAACACACUCACACCCACGCUCGAUGUCGCUGUACAGAUGAAAAGCGCACACAUACACACAGGCUUACUGUAGAAACACUCCGUCCACAGGCACAUAACCCACCUCAGUGUGUCUGUCACGCCUCAGAUGUAAAACAUGUCAUGUACUUUGUGAAUUGUGAAUUGUAGCACAGAUGCUCAUUGUUGCUCUUUUGUUUUCCAUCAGAAUCUCAUUUUUGCCACUAAACAUCAAACAAGCAUUAUUCAUCUUUACUGUAAAGGAAACCAAUCCGGUUCCGACCCUGUAGAUCCAACUUGUUUUUAAAAUCGUAAUCUAUCUCCAGACAUUUCUCCAUCAAACCUCUUUUAACAUGGUUCCAUCCUAACAGCUCAAUAAGCUCAGGUGAAUGUACCGUUCCUCCUUUUUAAAUACAGCACACACACCAAAUGGCGUUAACCUCCGCUUCUCCAGCUCAGAGGCGUUUUGCCCCUUAUCACAGUAACAAACCCACACAUGACUCCUUCUGCACUCCCUGCUCUCGCUAUAAGAACCUUCCUGUAUGACGCAGUUAGUCGUAGCUUUGCUGUUUUCCUGUGUGUGUGUGUGUGUGUGUGUGUGUGUGUGUGUGUGUGUGUGUGUGUGUGUGUGUGUGUGUGUGUGUGUGUGUGUGUGUGUGUGUGUGUGUGUGUGUGUGUGUGUGUGUGUGUGUGUGUGUGUGUGUGAGAGAGAGAGAGAGACAGAGAACGAGAACGAGAACGAGAACGAGAACGUUUCAUCAGAGUAACAUCUGUGUUUGCAGCUCUCUGCCCCUCUUGGCUUGUCUCCUUUUGUAUUCACCAGGCUUCCUCAUGCAGCACAAACCACAACCUGCUGUUAGUCAAACAGUCCAGGCAGUAGAGCUCUGCCUUGUCUUGUCCCAGUAGAAACCUCUAGAGCUCAGCACAUAAUCCUGUUCAGUUUAUGCUCUGUUGCCACGUGAAGCUGUAAGGACACAUGACGGUCCAGUGUUUGUCUUCUUACACAAACUAACGCACAAUCUAGUGUACAGACGUCUGGACACUAGAUUGCUCUCACUAGCUACAGUGAGAACCGUAGUGGUGGUGAGCUUUGCCAUGCCACAGAGCGCGGUGUGUUUCUGUAGAUACGAAUUGUGAUUUUGAUUAUUAAUACACACGUUCUCAGACAGAUGAAAGAUUUGGAUCCAGUGUUGUUGUGUUGCUAAGCUGAGUGGGAUCCAGCCUCACCCUCACAUGCACUAUGUCUACCCACUGUUUGGAGUCGUUGCUGCUGUGUUUUCUGUGAGCGCGCCGGGUCCUGGUCCUCUGGGUCAUUUAAGAACCCGUCGCUCCUAAUGCUGCUGCCACAGAGGUAAAUCUGUUUGUAAGGGAGACCAGUGUGUGCUUCAAGUCUUUGAAAGAGUCACUGAGUUUGGAUCCAUGUGCAGAUAAUGUGAUACUUUGUGAAGGGGUGUGUAAAUAAAAGUCAAUAUAUGGAUGUAGAUACACAGAUCAAAUGCUGCAUGCUGCCGGAGGACCGGACAGCGGUUCAGUUUGACCUCCUGUAACAUAACGUCGUGAUAUCGCUCCUCUGUGGUCUUAGGGAAACUAAAUCUCCACUUUCAGUUUGGACCAGCUGACACAUGGAUCCAGGCUAAAAUUAAACCCGGACGCUGAACUGUGUCUGUCUGGGAGCCAGAAACAGCUGCUGAUUGUAGGAAGGCUGCUGCUGUGAAGCUUUUUCAUUUUUUUUGCUGUGUUGCAUUCAUUUCAGGAGACAGAGACAAUUUGAGAAAGCAGCCGUCUACCUAGAAUAUAAAUGAUUCCAUACAGAGCUGCCGACACUUUAAGAAUCAUCACAAACUGUUUUGCUCCCUCAUGAAGGUCAUCACUCUCUCGUUGAAGAGAAUCGUAUUUGCUGCCAAAGAUGCCUGAAGAAAUUCAUCAUUAUGUAGAGACGUUGGUUAAAAUCUCCCAGUUCCACAGUUUUGAUAAUCAUUUGAUUUUGCACAGAUCAUUUUAUUCCGUGGAUCAACUACAUCAUAAUUUACAUUCUUUCUGCACAUUAUAAGCAUUAAAUCUGCUUGUGAAACAGAUGGAACUGACGGAAGCUAAAGCGUGGGUCUUCUUAGGUUCAGGUCUUUGAGUUCCUGAUGCUGGUGUUGUGGUUUUUACUCCAGGCUUCCCUACGACCAGUCCUUCAUUUGUUCAGACACAGCUUUUAAAAGUCGUUAUACAGAUCAUUCCGCUCACACUCCUGUUUCAGAAUGCAGCUUGAUUUUUGGUUUUGGUUUUUUGAAAUGUCUGCAGUUUUGUAGCUUUGGAGAUUAAUCAAUAUCAUAUAAAAAUGGUUAUAUGAGAAUAUAUAUAAUAAGAUUAAUAAAGAUAAUACAAUUCUGAA